Messenger RNA from Anopheles stephensi (Asian malaria mosquito), 1391 nucleotides. RefSeq lists its product as uncharacterized. The record is from RefSeq and is a predicted model, not a curated record. The transcript is spliced from 2 exons. Bases 127 to 1191 code for a protein of 354 amino acids. Lineage: Eukaryota; Metazoa; Arthropoda; Insecta; Diptera; Culicidae.
CGCCUAUACCGGCCAUUCGACAGUGCAAGUUUGUUUUUAUUAUGCACGCCCCAAUCGAUACACUUUAUUUCACAAUCACACACUAUUUACUGCGCUAUCCGUAAAUUUGUGCACCCGAAAAGGAAAAUGUUGUUCCUAAAGGUAUCCAGAGGCGCAAUUGCAUCCUGCAUAAGGAGUCGCGCCCUUUCCACGGCCAACAUCAGCUUCUCCGCCAUCAAAACGGUACAGGAAAAGGUUCAUCCAUACUCGAAAAUUCGCAUCAACUGUGCUUACAAUCUGAAAAUUGUGCCGUACGAUUUGCUAGACUGUCCCGAUUCCAACAUUCUCAAGGCAACGGUAAAGCAGGGCAGCAAUACCGACGGCUUGGCGGUAAAAAUAUCCGACAAAACCGUCACCAUUACUGGCGAUCCGACUGCCGGUGGAACGGAAUGUGUCCUAGAAGUUCCGAUCAAGGCAGAUCUGCACAUCCAUAACAAUGGUACGACCUCGAUAGCAAACCUGUACAGUGAUGAGAUUGAAGUUGUUGGUACCGGUGACAUAGAAACGCAAAGUCUGCGUUCUACGAACAUUACACUGAACAGCACUGCCGGAAGCAUUGCCUGCCGUGGUAUAACGUUGGCCGAAAAUGUGUCUGCCACGACCACGGGCAAAGGAAACAUAUUUCUGGACAAACUGCAGGGCGGAUCGGUUAGCGCCAGCACCGAGACGGGAAACAUUUCGGUUAACGCAAGCUACUCGAACAAAAGCUCCUUUCAGACGAGGGAUGGAAAUUUGGAGCUGAAAAGCAUUCACAAAGACUGCACCGUACGAUCGGCCGGCGGCAAACAGAUUGUUAUGAAUGGCUUCUACGGUACGCUGGACGCGGAUGUGGCUAGCGAAACCGUAACCCUUCAGCUUUCCGAGAUGGUUGGUAAAAGUACCAUUAAAGCGGUGUCAUCACAUGUUUUGAACCUGAAUCUCGCCGAAACGGUGUACGAAACAUCCGCCCUCACCGUGAACUCUUCAAACUUAACGCUCGACAGCACGGUAGUCGACAUGGCCCACCAACGAAAUGGCAGUAGUACUACAUUUGGCAAGUCCGAUGCGGAAAAUACGCUGAUCGUAGAAUCAAACGGUGCAGUGGUGCUGCGAAAAAUGUCCUGGGCGGACAGUUUUUCCUUCGGCAAUAUGAGUCAGGCGGAGCAACAAUAAUUUGGCAUCCCGUCUCACACACACUCAGGGAAGCAUUUCUAUAGCGGUAGGCUUAAAAGUAUAUUUAUUAUCGCAAGCAAUAGCGUCUUGUUUAAUUGGAUACCUCUCAAAAAGAGAAUAAAUUUGUGUAGCUGAUUUGAUGCAAAAGGUUCCAAGUUGAUGUUAUUAGUAAAUAUAGCUAACAGUUUGCAGCAGUGUAA